AAUUUGCCAAUAGUCAAAAAAUGAUGGGCGUGUCCAAGACAACACUUGCAACAUUUGCAACACUGUCCUCAGGAAAGGUUCAAAUCCUUGUCAAGAUGCAGAGACUGUCUGUGUUCUGCUGGACUGUGCUGGUCCUGGUCCAUGCCCACGAGGCAGAAGCCUCCCCGGCAGUGAUCGUAUGCCCUGGCGGAGCCACCGAGUGUCCCAAUGCUUCCACUUGCUGUGAGAAUCCAGAGGGCAAGUGGGCAUGCUGCCCCGCGCCAAGGGCUGUGUGCUGCGAAGACAAGCGCCACUGUUGCCCCGAAGACACCUGGUGUGACGUUCCACACUCCAGAUGCAUCUCCCGGUCUUCCGGGGAAGACAUGCCCAUGUGGGAAAAGCUGCCUGCCAGGAGGAGGGCCAACUGGGAGAACCAGAGAGCCAAUUCUGUCCCGUGCGACCAAGAUGUCUCCUGCAAAGAUGGCCACACGUGCUGCAAAAACCCAGAAGGCGGCUGGUCCUGCUGUCCUCUACCAGAGGCGGUCUGUUGCACGGAUUUACGGCACUGCUGCCCCAAAGGUUCCACUUGCAACACGGCCGCCCAGACUUGCGAUAUGGACUCGGGUUCCGUUCCCUGGCGGAGGAAAGUACCAGCAAUCCCCAAGCAGGAUGCACGCCAGCGGGAUGUGGUUUGUGACCGCACACACACUUGUGAGGAAGACUCCACCUGCUGUAAGAUCCCGGCAGGAAAGUGGGGGUGCUGUCCUUUACCUCAGGCCGUUUGCUGCCCCGAUGGGGAGCACUGCUGCCCCCACCACUACAAGUGUGACGAGCAGAGGGCCAAGUGCGUCCAAGAGGGCGCGGCGAUCCCGUGGUACACAAAACUUCCGGCCGUCUCCUCCUCCGUGACCGCACCGCAGGCACCCGUCUGGACCUUAAAGUCGCAGUACGUGUGGUGUGAUGACGAGACCGUGUGUGAUGAUGGACAGACCUGCUGCAGGACCUCGGCAACAGCGUGGGGAUGCUGUCCUGUUCCUAACGCGGUGUGCUGCAGUGACAUGAUGCACUGCUGCCCCCCCAGCUCCACGUGCGGCCCCGGUGGCCAAUGCAUCCGGAACCCUGAGCUUCUCUGACUUGGUUUCACCUUUCGAUGACACGCAGCAUUCCAUUCAUGACAGGAACUGCAUGGAAAUACUGUAUUGGCUCAUCAUUAAAAGGACAACAUGGUUCGAAUCCCCAACUCUCUGACUGCUCUGUGUUUCUUUGGCAGAAGAAAUCUUUGCUUGAUGAUCUAUUGUGACUGCAACCUUGACCCAUGACCUUGAUAGAUAUCAGAUAUCAGUAUUGGUAUCUGUAAUGACGCCUGUAUUUACUUGGUAUCAGAUUGAUAACAGAAUCUGCAGUAUUGCCCAUAAUGAUAUUUUAAUUUUAUUAUUUUU
This is a messenger RNA of Doryrhamphus excisus (bluestripe pipefish), 1418 nucleotides long. Lineage: Eukaryota; Metazoa; Chordata; Actinopteri; Syngnathiformes; Syngnathidae. The record is from RefSeq and is a predicted model, not a curated record.